Molecule: messenger RNA, 1692 nt
Organism: Vicia faba (fava bean)
Lineage: Eukaryota; Viridiplantae; Streptophyta; Magnoliopsida; Fabales; Fabaceae
Source: the annotation of a GenBank genome assembly
AUGAUGAUGAAUCGGAAACACAGAGACACACUUCGCUUUAUCUCACGCUUCCAUCAUCACCAACAACAAAACCAAUUUUCUCAAUUCACCUCAGUAACAGGUUUUCAUGAAAAUUCCCCACAAUUACAGCGCAAUGUUGUUCCCGGUGAAAAUAAAGGUUUCUCUUUUUUCAACCCGCUGAGGAAUUCCUUGAAAAAUGAGGAAUUGGGUGGUGGAAACACGUUCGGAGUUCAUCAGAAAUGUUAUUAUGGUUCAAUGGUCGGGGUUGUUCAGAGGAGCAACAGAUUUUCGGAGUUGAAUGAUGAUGAUGUUAAAUACUUUCAAGAGAUUUUGGGGAGGAAGAAUGUUGUGCAGGAUGAAGAUAAGCUUAGUGCUGCUAAUGUUGAUUGGAUGCAUAAGUAUAAAGGUGCUAGUAAGAUUCUUCUGCAGCCAUGCAACACUGAUCAGGUUUCUGAGAUUCUUAAAUACUGUAACUCCAGAAACCUGGCUGUUGUUCCUCAAGGAGGAAACACUGGUCUUGUAGGUGGAAGUGUACCUGUCUUUGAUGAAGUGAUUGUUAGUCUUAGUUCAAUGAACAAGAUCAUAUCUUUUGACAAGGUUAGUGGAAUACUGGUAUGUGAAGCUGGGUGCAUAUUGGAAAAUCUCAUGUCAUUCCUGGACAAUGAAGGAUUUAUUAUGCCCCUAGACUUAGGUGCUAAAGGGAGUUGCCAGAUUGGUGGAAAUGUUUCAACUAAUGCCGGUGGUUUGCGUCUUGUUCGUUAUGGAUCUCUUCAUGGAAGUGUACUUGGUGUUGAAGCUGUUCUAGCAAAUGGCACUGUACUUGACAUGCUUAAGACAUUGCGCAAAGAUAAUACUGGCUAUGAUUUGAAACAUCUAUUUAUAGGAAGUGAAGGUUCCUUGGGAAUUGUAACCAAGGUUUCAAUACUUACCCCACCGAAGUUAUCUUCGGUUAAUGUGGCUCUUCUUGCUUGCAAAGAUUAUAGCUCCUGCCAGAAACUGCUACAGGAAGCAAAGAGGAAACUCGGGGAGAUUUUAUCUGCAUUUGAAUUUUUGGACAGCCAGUCUAUGGAUUUGGUCACAAGUCACCUGGACGGUGCUCGGAAUCCAUUUCCUGAUUCGCAACAUGACUUUUAUGUUUUGAUCGAGACAACCGGCAGUGAUGAAUCUUCGGACAAACAAAAGCUUGAAGCAUUUCUACUUGGCUCCAUGGAAAAUGAAUUGAUAGCUGAUGGUGUUCUUGCACAAGACAUAAAUCAAGCAUCUACUUUUUGGAAUAUACGCGAGGGUAUAUCAGAGGCAUUGAUGAAAGCAGGAGCUGUUUACAAGUAUGAUUUAUCAAUACCUCUUGAGAAUCUGUACACGGUUGUCGAAGAAAUGCGCUCGAGACUAGGUGAUGCUGCUAAUGUAAUUGGAUAUGGUCACCUUGGAGAUGGUAAUCUGCAUUUAAACGUUUCUGUUCCUCAGUACGACGGCAAGAUUUUGGCACAAAUUGAGCCUUUUGUAUAUGAAUGGACGUCUAAGCACCGUGGGAGUAUUAGCGCGGAGCAUGGCAUGGGACUAAUGAAAGCUAACGAAAUUUUCUACAGCCAGUCGCGUGAAACGGUGCAAGUGAUGAGUUCGAUCAAGAGUUUGAUGGAUCCUAAUCACAUACUCAACCCCUAUAAAGUUCUUCCUCACUCUAUCACUUCAUAA